This is a messenger RNA of Staurois parvus, 297 nucleotides long. NCBI's taxonomy places the organism in Eukaryota, Metazoa, Chordata, Amphibia, Anura, Ranidae. The record is from the annotation of a GenBank genome assembly.
GUGCACAGCACAGCCAUUCAGAGCAGUGUGCUUACAGUGAAGCACCAACACACCGCCCCCCCAGUAAAACACUCCCUGUGCACAGUUAACCCUUUGAUCGCCCCUCAUGUUAACCCCUUCCUUGUUAGUGCUUUUUUUUUUUUUUUUAGCACUGAUCACAGUAUUCGAUUGGUGUCACUGGGGAUGUCAGUGACACCAAGUCAGUUUCCCCCAGUGUCAGAAUGCUCGCAGCAAUCAAAGUCGCUGAUCGCUGCCAUUAGUAGUUGAAAAAAAUUAAUUCCAGUAUAUAUAUUGCCA